GAGGAAGAUUCUCUUUAGUGUGAUUACUUACAAGUAAUAUUACCUCAUCAUGGAAGAACUAUCACCAGAAGAAAUUCAGCUGAGGGCCAACCAGGUCACUGAUGAGUCUUUGGAAAGCACAAGGAGGAUUCUCGGUUUGGCCAUUGAGUCCCAGGAUGUUGGCAUCAAAACUAUUACCAUGCUAGAUGAACAAGGAGAACAACUAAAUCGCAUAGAAGAAGGCAUGGACCAGAUAAAUAAGGACAUGAGAGAAGCUGAAAAGACACUGACAGAGCUCAACAAAUGUUGUGGGCUCUGUGUCUGCCCUUGUAACAGGACAAAGAACUUUGAGGCCAGCAAGGCAUACAGAGCAACCUGGGGAGAUGGAACGGAGAACUCAGCAGAUCAUGUGAUAUCCAUGCAACCAAGACGUAUAAACCAGCAGCAGCCUCAGGCUUCUGGAGGACCAAGUGGUGGAUAUAUUACAAGAAUAACAAAUGAUGCCAGAGAAGAUGAAAUGGAUGAAAAUCUUGCUCAAGUGGGAAACAUUCUUGGGAAUUUGAAAAACAUGGCUUUGGAUAUGGGCAAUGAAAUUGAUGCCCAGAAUAAACAAAUAGACCGGAUAAACGUAAAGGCUGAUACAAACAGGGACCGCAUUGAGCAAGCCAACAUCAGAGCCAAGAAAUUAAUUGACAAUUAAAACCUGCUGUCAUUGUUCAAUGACACUGUCUCUCCAGCUGCAAACCACCAUAUUCAUGGAUCUGUGAAACUUUUAUUCUUUAAUAAGAGGGGCUGGGAAAAAUGAAGCAGUAACUUUCUAUAGUAAUUAAUUUUCUCUUAUUGCUUCAUGUAAACAUGGCUUUGGCUCAAAGAAAGCAGCCAACUUCCUUCUACUCAUCUACCUUUACUUCCUCUAUACUGCUCAGGGCUAAAAGUAUUAGGGCUUUGAGAAUCUUCUUGCAUGUUUUAUUCCUCCUCCCAGUUUUUCUUUUUUUUUUAAUUUUUUUUUUAAUUUCUUGCACCGAAAAUACAGUCCUUUUAUUGAAGUUGAACAAGCAGGGGUAACCUGAAUUCACAGUUGUGGAAAGUUGGAGAGGGCACUUUGCACUGUUUGAAAUACCUCAUAAGUUGAGUGUCUUCACUAAAAUAGGGACUUGGUGAACAUUGUCUAACUUGUAUCUCUAGCAUGCUAACCAUAGCUUUACAAUCCAAACCACAUGACUGGUUUGGGGUUGAGUUUGUGGAUCACAAAAUUGAAGAGGCCCAUUACUUACAGCUUGUGAGUUGAGGGCUUUAAAACACUUCGUAACCACACGAACUUUAAGGUAAUGGUAACUGGAGGGAUAUAGAGGUUUCCAUUUCUUUACUGUAAAUUGGCAUCACUUUGGAGGCCAUGACUAGGAAAUCAUGCUGCAUUGCUCUGAUAUUUGUUGUGCGUGUAUAUAUAUGCCUGAUCUAAAGCCUGUGCACACGUGAGUAGAAGAAAAUAAAACUAUCUCCCUAAAGUAUUUAUUUGAUGGAAAUUUUUACACCCCUCAUCUGAAAGUUAACUUCUAAGUGUUUGUAUGAUGCAUCUAAACUGGAAGGAACUGAGUAGAAAAGCAUGCAGAUCUCUUGCAUCCCAUAUCUUAUUCUCUUUUGGCCAGUUUUCACUGGAGUUCAGUUUAUGCCUUUCUCCAGUGCAAAAUAGUGACUGAAGUUUGCUGUCAGCAGUGACUUUGGGAGUACUUUUUAAACCUAUCAAAACCAGAGAAGCUUAUUAUGAAACUUUUUUGUCACAGGUCUGGAGGAAGAAGUAGCCAUUUAUGAACUGUAUGCUAGUUCUAAAUAAACUAGUUCUAAAUAGA
Molecule: messenger RNA, 1826 nt
Organism: Manacus vitellinus (golden-collared manakin)
Lineage: Eukaryota; Metazoa; Chordata; Aves; Passeriformes; Pipridae
Gene: SNAP23
Product: synaptosome associated protein 23
Exons: 7
Coding region: 50-679 (209 amino acids)
Biological process (GO): synaptic vesicle fusion to presynaptic active zone membrane; exocytosis; synaptic vesicle priming
Cellular component (GO): plasma membrane; synaptobrevin 2-SNAP-25-syntaxin-1a-complexin I complex
Molecular function (GO): SNAP receptor activity; syntaxin-1 binding
Source: RefSeq, a predicted model, not a curated record